Messenger RNA from Exophiala bonariae, 1800 nucleotides. RefSeq lists its product as uncharacterized. Bases 1 to 1800 code for a protein of 599 amino acids. Gene Ontology annotation, biological process: transmembrane transport. Gene Ontology annotation, cellular component: plasma membrane. The record is from RefSeq and is a predicted model, not a curated record. Gene Ontology annotation, molecular function: transmembrane transporter activity. The transcript has 4 exons. NCBI's taxonomy places the organism in Eukaryota, Fungi, Ascomycota, Eurotiomycetes, Chaetothyriales, Herpotrichiellaceae.
AUGGCGACCACUCAUCCAACCACCGAGCCCGCGGCGAAUAGUUCCAGUGACAGUAUGCAAACUCCUAGUAGUACCCAAAAAGAUGCUACCGACCACGUCGAGCAGGUCCACACCAACGAGAGGGUUCCUGGUCAUCCUGGUUACUAUGAGAAGGAUGGUCUGCGAACAUAUGGCGAUGAUGAAGAUCACGACCACGAGCCUCCUAUGUCCGGAAAGCGAAUUUUGGCGCUGGUAGCACAGGCUUUCUUGUGGACUGGUUCUCAAAUUCCAGUGUACAUCCUCGGUGGUGUUCCACCAUAUAUCUAUGCCGAUAUUGGUGGUGUUGAUCGCUGGAUUUGGUUCGUCUUGGCCUAUCUUCUGGCCCUUGCUGCCAUCUGCCCCUUCGUUGGAUCAAUUUCCGAUCUUGUCGGGCGACGAUGGGUCGCGUUGUCCGGUUCCUUUCUUCUGGUCAUCGCCAUGAUCAUCUGUGGCGUUGCUAAAAAUAUGAAUGUCUUCAUCGUUGGCAUGACCAUCUCUGGUGUUGGUGCUGGUAUCUGCGAGCUCACUUCACUGGCUGUCACUGCUGAGCUCGCUCCCACCCGCUCACGUGGCAAGUAUGUGGCCGUCUUGGUGUUUACUAUCGUUCCAUUCUGCCCAUCCGUGUUGUGGGCUCAAUUGAUCGCCAGCCACGCUGGAUGGCGUUAUUGCUGUCUCCUCUGCGGUAUCUGGGCCGCAAUCGGCUUCUUCGGCACCAUGUUUUUCUACUUCCCACCACCUCGACCAAACUCCCGUGGUUUGAGCAGGAAAGAAAUCAUUGGCGAGAUCGAUUUCGUUGGGGGCUUGCUCAGCAUUACAGGCAUGAUUGUUUUCCUUGCUGGCCUGCAAUGGGGUGGAUACCAAUACCCUUGGGGAUCUGCUCACGUCCUUGCUCCUCUCAUCAUCGGCGGUGCUCUCCUGUUCGUCGCAUUCCCAAUCUGGGAGAUCAAGUUCGCCAAGUUCCCCAUGUUCCCAUCUCGCAUGAAGAAGGAGGCCCGGACUCUCACACUCACUUUGAUCAUUACGGCAAUUUCUGGCGCCAACUUUUUUUCAGUCAUCAUGUUCUGGCCAACGCAAGCAUUCAAUGUUUAUGGCCAUGAUCCAGUUGGCGUCGGCAUUCGAGGUAUCCCCAUUGGUUUCAGCAUUCUCGCCGGAGCUUGUAUCGUGUUGUGGCUUUUGUCCGUCUUCCGGGGCCACAACCGAGAACUUCUGGUCAUUUCCUCCGUCCUCAUGACUGCAGGCUGUGGUGCUCUUGCAAUUGCAGACCGUGAUAACCUUCACAUGCUUUGGGGACUCUUGGUUCUUGCCGGAAUUGGCAUUGGUGGAAUCGUUGUUCCCGCUUCGAUCAUCACCACCAUCAUUUGCCCCGACGACAUUAUCGCGACAGUGACAGCUCUAACCCUGUCCAUUCGUGUCAUCGGUGGAUGCAUUGGUUAUACAGUAUACUACAAUGUCUUUGUGAACAAGUUCGUACCGAACGCCACCAAGUAUAUCGGCGGCACGAUGGCGUUGCAACUCAACAUCACAAACGUCACGUAUAUCACCCAUGCCAUCGAGUACACGGCUGCCAGCUUGUUGCCAGCUCUCAAGACCAUUCCAGGUAUUGCCGGAAAUGAGACCGCAUAUGAGAUGGUUGUACUGGCAGGCCAAGUCGCAUAUGCUGAGAGUUAUAAAUAUGUGUACCUGACCAGCAUUGCAUUCGGAGGCAUCAGUAUCAUUGCUGCUUUCUUCCUCGGAAAUAUCGACAAAUAUAUGGAUGAGCACGUCGCUGUGGUCAUGCAUUAG